Molecule: messenger RNA, 1561 nt
Organism: Helianthus annuus (common sunflower)
Lineage: Eukaryota; Viridiplantae; Streptophyta; Magnoliopsida; Asterales; Asteraceae
Product: gibberellin 20 oxidase 1
Exons: 3
Coding region: 128-1267 (379 amino acids)
Biological process (GO): response to light stimulus; flower development; gibberellin biosynthetic process
Molecular function (GO): gibberellin 20-oxidase activity
Source: RefSeq, a predicted model, not a curated record
GAGGUUCACCGGUUACCCAUAUAAACGGCCUUGGCGUUUCUUUUAUCACACCUCUCAAACUCAAUCUACCCUUCACAAUCAGUUCUUUCCAUAUCUCGGUUUUUCUCAAAGAAACAUAAUAAAUGCAAUGGCAAUAGAUUGCAUAAUCAAGAAUCCAUCACCCAUGUCUUCCCUCAAAGAGGACCAACAAAGGUCACUUGUGUUUGAUGCAUCGGUCCUACAACACGAAGGCAACAUACCCCAACAGUUCAUAUGGCCGGAUCAUGAGAAACCCAACACCCAAAAAUCAAAAGAACUUGAGGUUCCUUUGAUAGACUUAGGAGGCUUCCUUUCUGGACACUCGUGUUCUACCAAGAAAGCCUCCAAUCUCGUUGGGGAGGCGUGUCAAAAACAUGGUUUCUUCCUAGUGGUUAAUCAUGGAGUUGAUGAAAACCUAAUUUCGGAUGCUCACCAGUAUAUGGACUUAUUUUUUGAGCUUCCACUUUCGGAAAAGCAAAGAGCACAAAGAAAAGCCGGUGAGAGCUGUGGAUAUGCCAGCAGCUUCACUGGGCGGUUUUCAUCUAAACUGCCUUGGAAAGAGACACUCUCUUUCCAAUACUCAGCGGAUGAGAACUCUUCCGAUAUAGUUAAGGACUAUUUUAAGGAUAAAAUGGGUGAAGAAUUUAUACGGCUCGGGAACGUUUAUCAAGAUUAUUGCAAUGCCAUGAAUAGACUUUCGCUUGGGAUCAUGGAGUUACUAGGGAUGAGCCUCGGUGUGAGCCGAGCUCACUUCAAGGAAUUUUUCCAAGAAAAUAAUUCAAUAAUGAGAUUAAACUACUAUCCACCAUGUCAAAAGCCAGACCUUACCUUAGGGACAGGGCCUCAUUGUGAUCCAACAUCUUUGACAAUCCUACACCAAGAUAACGUUGGUGGACUAGAAGUGUUUGUGGACAAUGAGUGGCGUUCCAUUGCACCAAAUUCACAAGCUUUUGUUGUCAACAUCGGUGACACGUUCAUGGCACUCUCAAAUGGAAGAUACAAAAGUUGCUUACAUAGAGCUGUGGUAAAUAGCAAAACUCCUAGAAAGUCACUUGCAUUCUUUCUAUGUCCAAAGAAAGAUAAGGUGGUGAGCCCACCAGAAAAAUUAGUGGACCAAAAAAACCCUAGGAUAUAUCCAGAUUUUACAUGGUCUACCUUUCUUGAGUUCACUCAGAAGCAUUAUAGAGCUGACAUGAAUACCCUCAAAGCUUUCUCAAACUGGGUUCAACAGGAGACCAGCAGAACUUGAUGUGCCAUCUUCGGUAAUCUUUCUUUUAUUAAAAUGCUAUUCAAGCAAGAAAACAAUGGAAACUGUAACAAGAUUGUCCAAGAGGAUGCAUGAAGAUCUGUGCAUGCUAUAAAAUCUUUCCUUUUGUUUUUGUUUCUUUGGGUCAACAAUUGGAGGAGGAAAAUGUGCAAGAUUUAAAUCUUCAUGGGGCUAAACUAGGAAUAAAGAGAAGCAUAUAAAUGAGCCAAUUUUGUUAUUUUCUUUUGGACUAUAUGUAGAAAAGCUUAUGCACUUAUCACUACUAUCAUUACCCUA